Molecule: messenger RNA, 4962 nt
Organism: Brassica napus (rape)
Lineage: Eukaryota; Viridiplantae; Streptophyta; Magnoliopsida; Brassicales; Brassicaceae
Product: protein SUPPRESSOR OF npr1-1, CONSTITUTIVE 1
Exons: 7
Coding region: 64-3636 (1190 amino acids)
Biological process (GO): defense response; signal transduction
Molecular function (GO): ADP binding
Source: RefSeq, a predicted model, not a curated record
AAAAAUGGAAAUCAGAUCGAAGUUUCCUAAAAGUCUUGGUCUUCGCCACCUUUACUCUUAUGUAUGUUUACACCCUUUCCUGAGUUCUUCAUCACAAUAAUAUUAAUUACAACAGCUCUUCUGUAUCCUUUUCCCAUGGAUUCUUCUUCUUCUACUACUACUUCUCGCAACUGGAGAUACAAUGUUUUCCCGAGCUUUCGUGGGGAAGAUGUCCGAAGCUCAUUCCUCAGCCAUCUUCUCAUGGAGCUUGAACGCAACAUGAUCACUACAUUCAUCGACCAUGGCAUCGAGAGAAGCCGCCCUAUCGGACCUGAGCUUUUAUCGGCAAUAAAAGACUCUAGGAUCGCAAUCGUCAUCUUCUCUAAGAACUACGCCUCGUCAACAUGGUGUUUGAACGAACUGGUGGAGAUCCACAAAUGCUUUAAGGAUCUGGAUCAGAUGGUCAUACCGAUUUUUUACCAUGUGGAUCCCUCUGAGGUUAGAAAGCAGACUGGAGAAUUCGGCGAGAGGUUUAAAGAAACAUGCAAAGACAAAACAGAAGGUGACAGAGAAAGGUGGAUUCGAGCACUUACUGAUGUAGCAAACUUGGCCGGAGAGGAUUCUAAGAAUUGGACUGGUAAAGGCGAAGCAAAAAUGAUUGAACAUAUAGCAAAGGAUGUGUUCAAUAAACUUAUGAUACCAUCAAAUGAUUUUAAUGCCAUUGUGGGGAUUGAAGCUCAUUUUGAGAAGUUGAAUUCGCUUUUGUGUUUGGAGUCUGAGGAGGUUAAGAAGUUAGGAAUUUGGGGGCCUUCAGGGGUAGGUAAGAGUACUAUAGGAAGUGCUCUUUUUAGUCUACUCUCUAGCCGAUUCCACAAACAUGCUUUCUUCGUCUCUUACAAGCGUAAAAAAAUGUGGGAUGAUAAUAAAAUGAAGUUGUGUUUGGAUGAACGACUUCUGUCGGAAAUUUCAUGUCAAAAGGACGUAAAGAUACGUCAUCCAGGUGUGGCAAAACAAAGGCUAAUGCAUAAGAAAAUUCUAAUCAUUGUUGAUGAUGUGGAUGAUGUUGAAGUGCUAAAGACCUUGAUGGAUCAAACUAGUUUGGUUGGAUCCGGGAGCAGAAUCGUUGUGAUAACUCAAGAUAAGAGACUUUUAGAGUCUCAAAAGAUUGAGCUUAUUUAUGAGGUGGAGCUCCCAUCGUAUGAUCUGGCUAUGCAGAUGUUCUGUCGAUCUGCGUUUGGGAUAAACUCUCCGCCUUCUGGUUUCGAUGAACUCGCGGAGGAAGUUGUACUGCAUUCAAGUAAUCUCCCUUUAGGUCUAAGCGUCUUGGGUUCGUCGUUGAAAGGGAUGAACAAGGAGGAGUGGGUGGAGAAGCUGCCUAGGCUCCUGAAUAGUUUGGAUGGGAAAAUCAAGAAUACACUAAAAGUCUGCUAUGAUAGGUUAGAUGGCAAAGAGCAAGAAUUGUUCCUUUGGAUUGCAUGCUUAUCCGAUUGUCGUAACGUCAAUUUCUUAAAAGACUUGCUUGGAGAUAGUGCUGAAAUUGGGCUCAAAAUACUGAAUGACAAGUCCAUAAUACGUAGGGAAUCACCAGGAACUGUUCAAAUGCACAGUUUGUUACAGAAGUUGGGUAAAGAAAUCGAUCGUGCAGAGACCAUCAACAAUCGUAGGUUCUUGACGGAAGUUGAGGAUACAUGUGAUGUACUUACCGAUAAUACUGGCCCAAAGAAUACUCUAGCCAUGUACUUGAACAUGUCAGAAAUCAACGAGGAAUUGUUUAUAGAUAAAAAUUCAUUUCGAGGAAUGCAUAAUCUGAAACUUCUAAACUUUUACAAAUCCUUUUGGUCAAGGGAGACUGGAAAAGGCAGGCUGUAUUUACCUGAUCGAGGCCUGAAUUAUUUUCCACGCAAACUCAGAUUUCUACGUUGGGAUGAAUAUCCAUCCAAAUGUAUGCCUUCUCACUUUAGAGUGGACAGUCUGGUUGAACUUAGAAUGGAGUAUAGUAAGCUUGAGAAGUUGUGGGAAGGAACUCAGUUUCUUGGAAGUCUGAAGGAGAUGGAUAUGAGUUAUUCUGCAGAUUUGAAAGAGAUUCCAGAUCUUUCAAAAGCCAUAAAUGUCAAGGAGUUAAAGCUUUGGGGAUGCUCAUCUUUGGUGGCUCUUCAUUCCUCAAUCGGGAAUCUCAGUAAAAUGUAUGGAUUGAGGCUUUCGGGAUGCACAUCUUUGGUGACAUUACCUUCCUCGAUUGGGAAUCUCAGUAAACUGUCUGAAUUGGACAUGUCGAAAUGCUCAAACCUUAACUUUCUGCCAGCUGAUGUCGACUUGGAAUCUCUUGAAGUCCUCAAUCUUAACGGAUGCUCAAAGUUGAGAACGUUUCCUCGUAUAUCAAGGAACAUUACAUCGCUUUACUUAGAAGAAACUGCAUUAGAAGGAGAAGAAGAUAGUUCUUGGAUUGAGAAUAUCCCUCACCUUGUUAUGAGUAGUGGCAGGCUUAAGAAGUUAUGGGGAGGGGUCAAGUCGCUUGGAAAACUCUGGGGGAUGCAUUUGUCAGGAUGUGAAAGCCUCGUCGAAAUUCCAGAUCUUUCAAUGGCCAUCGCCCUUAGGUAUUUGGAACUCAAAAAUUGUAAAAGCUUGGUGAUGCUUCCUUCUUCAAUUAGGAAUCUCUACCAACUCAAACGCUUGAACAUGGAAGGAUGCACAAUGCUCGAGGCUCUACCAGUCGACAUCAACUUGGUUACUCUUAAAGAGCUCUAUCUCAGCGGAUGCUCAAAACUGAGAAAUUUUCCUCAGAUUUCAACCAGCAUUGUACUUCUCUAUCUAGAUGACACUGUGAUUGAAGAAGUUCCUUCCUGGAUUAAGAACAUGUCUCGUCUCAAGAAACUAACGAUGCGUCGGUGCAAGAAUUUAAAGAACAUAUCCGCAGAGAUUUUUAAAUUGGAAUGUGAUAAGGCAGACUUUUCAGACUGUGGAGGACUCACAACAAUCUGUGAUCACUUACCGGGACGGCCACACAAUGAUGUCUUUGAUAUGUCUUCAUAUAUUUCUUUCAGAUUUCCGCAAGUGGCUCCUUUCAAGUUCCAAAAUUGCUUCAAUUUGGAUCGAGAUGCACAGGAAAUAAUUAUACAAUCAUACCGAAACAUGGCCGUUAUACCAGGUGGAGAAGUGCCUAUGCAUUUCAUGCAUCGAGCUUGUGGAAGUUCCCUAAGUAUCCUUUUGUCUGAGAGCUCUCUUUCCCAAGAAUCUAUAUUACUUAAAACUUGCAUCGUGGUUGGACAUUCAAGACACUACCCCGCCAGAUUAACAGUUCGUCAGUCCUUUCGAGGCCAAAAAGAAGAGAUUCCUUGUGAUGUUAUAGUGGACACAUGCACGUACGAGAUGGAUCAUCUGGUUUUGUUCAUCUUACAUUUACAAAUAAAACGAGUGGAUGAUUCGCCAUCUGAACCGAGCAACAACGUUCUACUACUUGAGUUUUAUAAAAGCCAUUAUGAUGGAUAUUAUGAAGGGUGUUCCUGCGGCAGCAGCUUUGCCAGCCACAAACAAAAUUCUACCCUUGAAGAGAUAAAAGGAUGCGGUGCACGAGUCAUGAAUAUCUCAAAGACAGACGACGAAGAAAGUGAUGAAGAGAACAACAUAAGCAAGAAGAAGAUGCGGAUGACACAGUUCUGACCAGAGAUGGACCCGCGUGAAGAAUUGUGGUGUCACUUGACACCACAAAUAACUAUAAGAUUUUUUUGUAAGUUUUUUUUUGUAAGCUGUAACAUGUGAUGGAUAUUUGGUUGUAAAAGGUGUAAGAGCAUACCCAACUAUUUAGAAACUUAAAUGGGUAUGUAAAAAUUAUAAUAACAAUAUUUUGAUUUAAAUAGAUUAUUGAAUUAAAUUUUAAGUGAUAACAGAAAUCAAAUUAAUCAUAUAGUGACAUUUGGCAAAAUAUUUUUUAAUGGAGUUCUUAAAAUAUCUUUGCAUACAUACUUUCUGACAUUUUCUCUUCUCUUUUGCCAUUUUUUCAUUUUUACAAAGUUAAGAUACUCAUGCCAAUCCACCGUAUGACAUGUUCUAAGUGAACUUCCAAACCCGGAUUCUACUCCCCUUAAUGACCAUUUUAUUAUUCUUUUGACCCCACUUAAAUUUUUUCUUGGAUUCUCCACCGGUUCUGACAUCUCAAGAUUCAACUCUCUUUCCAUCCAAACUGCAGUGGAUUCCAAACAGGUGGCUCGAAAUUUGGAGUUUUCCUUGGGGUUGUCUGGAGCAUCUGGUGAGGUAUUUUCUGGAAGCAAAGCUCCCUCACCUUCCAGGAAUUUCUGUGGUGAUGGAGCAUCUUCUUCUCACCCGUGUCUUGACGGAGAAUCUUUGCAUUUUGAACCCUUGAUGAUCGAGCAACAAAAUACAGUUUGAUCUCUAGGGGAAUCGAGAUUUUUGGGAGUAGCACAGCUUCAGUUACGGUAUUAGGUCGGUUUUCGAGUGACCUUUCUGCAAGAACUAAGUUCCUAGAGAGUAUUCAGAAAACCAAUUAGAAGGAGGCAUAUUGUCUCCCACAUGAUUAGAUAGAUCUUUAGAAUUGGGGAUCAAGAUGUUGGUGUUGUGUUCGUGCAUCUCUGUUCUUGGUGGCAGCUAGAAGAGAAAUUCAUAGUCACCUUUAUCCCGAAGAAUAUGGAGGUGACGGGUUAUUCCCCGCUUGUCCCUCGUUUGAGUCAGUCUUCUUUCCUAAUAGUUCCUCCUUCGUUGGUAUUGCAAGGAUCUUCUUCCCUUUGAAUGCUCUUCUCUGUGUAUGGUGCAGUGUGUGGUCCUACGGGUUACAAUAGAUUCGGUCUUUGAAGAAGCUUAUGAUGUUGUUGUGAUACGAUUUCAUUUGGUUUCUUUUUAGGAUUUGUAUCACCUUUCUAUCAUUUAUCUUGUUGUGAUUGUUUGUUUGGCUGUCAAUAGCCUUUUUGUAUCCUCCUUUGUUUGGAGUGUAAACAUAUUUAAGAUAAGUCAAAGUCAGUUCCAUGUUUGUUA